GUGAGAAAAGUGAAAGAUAUAUAUAUAAAGCAAAAACCAACAGCAAAGAUUCUCCUUAAUCAUUAUAAACACUUUUCCUAAUGCUGCAGUCUUCCUUAACUAUACAAAUCUUGGUUCAAAAAUCAAUCAUCAAUGUCAAAACCUUCAAUCAAGUUUCACAUGGCCAUUUCACCAACAAUCAAUUGCAUAUCAACUUUGUCCAUCUUUACUAUUUUCCUUACACUUCAAUUUCUGAGCAUAAUAGAAGCUCAAUCAAGAAUAUGCAGAACUUCUUGUGGUGAUCUACCAAUUCAGUACCCUUUUGGCAUUGAUGAUGGCUGUGGAAGUCCAUAUUAUAGGCACAUUCUUGUAUGUACUGCUGGUCAGCUUCAACUUAGAACUCCUUCUGGUAGAUACCCUGUUAGAAAUUUAAGUUAUACGGAUCCUCAUAUUCUUGUGACCGACCCCUUAAUGUGGAAUUGCCUAGAUGGUGACCAUUUUAGACCAACCAGGCCGUUUAGUCUAGAUACUAGCACACAUUUCACUUUAUCCUCUGAAAAUGACUACUUGUUCUUCAAUUGUAGUGAAAGUGAUGUGUUAGUUGAGCCAAAACCAAUGUUCUGCGAGCGUUUCCCUGAUCAGUGUGAUUCAACCUGUGAUAGUUCGAGUUAUCUUUGUAGGCACAUGCCCGAAUGUCCUUCUGCUUUGAGGAGUAGCUCGUGUUGUUCUUACUAUCCCAAAGCUACUGAAUCUUUGAGGCUAAUGUUGAAGCAUUGUGCAAGCUAUACUAGUGUGUAUUGGAGGAAUCUUGGUUCAACCCCCGCGUUUGAUCAGGCUCCCGAGUAUGGGAUUAGAGUUGAUUUUGAUAUUCCGGUCACUACGCGAUGCUUGCAGUGUCAAGAUACUGCUAAGGGAGGGGGAACUUGUGGAUUUGAUGCAGAAACACAGGAUUUCUUGUGCCUGUGUGACAAAGGGAACAGUACCACCAACUGUAAUGAUCGUACGGGCUCUCACAGAAGAGGAGUUGUUGCAGGGACAGCAACAGCAGUUUCAGUAGCAGGGGCAUUUGGAAUAGGAGCCGGUGUAUGGUACUUGAAGAAACUGAGAGCAAAAGCACCAGUAACUCAUGGAGUUCAAACAAAUGAGAAUAGACUCUUCUAAGAUCUUCUUUUGAAUUAAUAUUUCUUUCUUUAAUUUCUUCUUCUCUUUUCUUUAUCAUUUUUCAACUUUUUCUCCCUCCUCUUUUUUAAUUUUUUAUAUAGCUUAUUCUUGCAUGUUAAUUGGUUCUGUUUGUAUGUGUAAGGAAUCAGCUUUUGGUCUUAGCAUGUUUUGCAUUGCUUGUAUGUGGAGUAAGGAAUGUCUUAGAGAAUCUCA
Molecule: messenger RNA, 1353 nt
Organism: Lycium ferocissimum
Lineage: Eukaryota; Viridiplantae; Streptophyta; Magnoliopsida; Solanales; Solanaceae
Product: LEAF RUST 10 DISEASE-RESISTANCE LOCUS RECEPTOR-LIKE PROTEIN KINASE-like 2.7
Exons: 3
Coding region: 133-1140 (335 amino acids)
Molecular function (GO): polysaccharide binding
Source: RefSeq, a predicted model, not a curated record